This is a messenger RNA of Nematostella vectensis (starlet sea anemone), 4075 nucleotides long. Its product is annotated as ATP-dependent DNA helicase PIF1. Gene Ontology annotation, cellular component: plasma membrane; cell surface. Gene Ontology annotation, biological process: Rho protein signal transduction; telomere maintenance; DNA repair. Gene Ontology annotation, molecular function: death receptor activity; coreceptor activity; nerve growth factor binding. Lineage: Eukaryota; Metazoa; Cnidaria; Anthozoa; Actiniaria; Edwardsiidae. The transcript has 8 exons. Bases 193 to 2001 code for a protein of 602 amino acids. The record is from RefSeq and is a predicted model, not a curated record.
UGACUCGUUAGUCAAAAGAGAGAAAAUUCUGAAUGAAGACAAGGCAUUGGCUUCUUUUAUAAUUCGUCGCGUGAUAUUUCUACGGAGGACGCCGUUUCGAAUGCGGGCUUAUUGUCCGACAGCGGAUAUACGCUUCACGCAUGCGCUAGUCAUUGUGGGCUCAAAUAGUGGCCAGUAAUUAAUAAACGGAGCAUGCGCUCUGGAUCUCCCGUCCACGAUCGUGGACAGCGGUUUGACCAAACGAACUUGCGCAUGGCAGAGGUAUCUUUUCCUCGCGAACGCCAGCCUUGCAAAAUACAGAGAAAAGAGGCCUCUGCUAGCAGGGAACAUCUUUCUGCGUUUAAAAUAUUAAUGACGUGGUCGAAAUCAGCGCCAUCCAUAAUAGAGAGUCUAGUGCUUUUACUUGUUGUGGUGCUCAUGCAAGCUCCUAUAUUGGUGAUUGGGUGUAACAGCAGCAUUGAAAUCACUCUCGUGGAUGAGAACAAAAAUGAGACACACUGUAGGAGCUGUGACUUGACACACUGUGACCUGGGAUUCGGUUUCAGUGUGAGAUGUGGAGGUACCUACACAAUAGACACAAGAGUAGAGUGCGUCCCUUGCAUAGCUGGCACAAAUUUCUCAAAUGUUAGAGACUAUAGCAUGUGCCAGGCUUGUACAAUCUGUGGUGAAAACAGAUUGAAAACAGGGAAGUGUGAUGUGGAAAAAGACACCACUGUUUGUCUGCCCAAGUGUAACGAAGGGCAUUACUUUGAUAAUAGCACUGCAAAGUGUCUGGCAUGUGAAAAGUGUUGCCAUGAUGGCAAGGAUGUCCAUGUCUCAAGUUGUGCCAAAAUUUCUGGAAAAAACUGCAAGACCCGGGACCCUUGUACCACUCCACCAAGCACUGAUAGCAAAGAGCAUUUACAAGACCAUCCUAUUUCUGGAUGGAAAAUUGCUUUUAUAGUAACUUGCUGCCUACUGGUAGUGUUGCCCAGAUUGGGGCGAAAGGUUUUAAGUAGGUGUCGUAGGACACUUUAUCGGCCGCGAUCAAGACACUUGAUGCAGAGGGUUGUGAAUGGAGCUACUAACAAUAAUCUAGAAAAUAUUGCCACUCAAGCACGUAGAAAUUCGGAUCCUACUCCUAGGGACUGUCCAGAUUCCAGGCGAAGCUCUACUGGUUUUGGCCGUUCACAGUCACAUCCUGGAGCCAAUAAUUCAUCCCCAUGCUCUUAUUCAGAUAGUUGUGCAAAAACCUACAGUGUUGAUGGGUUAAAAAGCUAUUUGACAAGGAAACUCAAAGGCUAUGAUAAAAUCCAAAAUGAAACCCAGGGAGCAAUCUGUUCGCAGCAAGGACCAGAAGAUGAGUUUCAAUGUGAGAUGCAGGUAGAAAGCAGCUUGCAGCCAUUACCCGAAGAAGCGCAAGCUAAUGGUCAAGCUGGUCAUGGUUGCAUUGGAGAUGAGCAUUCAUUGGCAAUAAGACAGCCUCCUCCCCAAACACAAAAUAUGCAGAUGCUUCAAAUGGUUACCUUGUACCAUGCUUCAAAUGGUAACCUCGAACUUAAUAACAUUGUUGGCGGGAAUGAGGGCAGGAUAAUAACUCCUGAAAAAAGUGAAACAUUGGACCAAAUUCUGCGUGAACACUGUGGAGAUGCUGUUUUCAACAAUCCUGAAGUAGAGGUGAAACUCCAACACCUUCCAGAGAAAAAACUUAAUUCAAGUAUUGGGGAGCUUCCAGCACACGAAAGACGUGUAGUUUGUACCAAAUUAAACGUGAAACACGAAUUUGACCAAAAUGAUUUUCGAAUGCUUGGAGAAUGCAUUGGUUUCGACUUGGAACAAAUCACUUUAUUGGAUCAGCGAUCUAAAAAUCCAAUGCAUGACAUUUUUUUCUAUCUGAUGCAUCGCGGUUGCUCGGUCAAAAGACUUGUAUAUAUCUUACUUUUGCCAUAUUUUAACAGACAAGACGUUGCAGAUGUGCUUAUUGAAUGGUGUGCAAAAAGUGAUAAAAAUUACGCAGAAUAACCAAAAUUAAUCAUCAUGGUUUAUAAAAUGACCUCUGAGGAAAACUCUGAUUCCACCUAAAAGCAUGCGCGCGCACUUGAAACCUGCCUUCUAACUACCUUCGUGCAAAAUCGCGCGUUGCACUCUAGUAGGUUUCUAUGGUAAUGUGCGGGACUUUACGGGAGAACUAUAUAUACGAAACGGGAAAACUGACUCGAAGGCCUAUAUCUGUUUGUUGACAUGCGCAGCUACUAGAGCUGUACAUCUUGAAGUCGUUUCAGAUUUAUCAGUCAAAACAUUCAUUCUCGCCGUACGUAGAUUCGCAAGCCGCCAGUCCAUUCCAGACGUUAUCAUUUCUGAUAAUGCCAGUACCUUCCAAUCGGCGGCUACUGAACUCGAGCACCUGUUUAAUUCGCCAACGCUCAAACAGGAGCUCGGCAAACAAGGGAUAGAUUGGAAGUUUAUCCUGAAAAGAGCUCAAUGGUAUGGAGGGUUUUGGAAGAGGCUGAUCGGCCUCACGAAGACGACGCUGAAGAAAGUCCUUGGCCGAACAUCCAUCAACUUAGUCACUCUCCAGACGGUUGUCAUGGAAAUUGAGGCUAUCCUUAAUGACCGCCCACUAACAUAUGUCUCUCCUGACAUAAAUGAUGAAGACCCUCUCACACCAUCCCAUAUACUGUAUGGAAGGAGGAUUACCAGUCUCCCACAUCCUGACACUGAUGCGGACGAACUAACUGACCCGAGCUAUGGAAACGAUGAUCAUCUCCGAAGGGAUGCUACCCGUGUAGCACUAGUUAUACAACACUUCUGGCAGCGCUGGAAGCAGGAGUACCUCACUUCGCUGCGGUGCUUCCAUGGCGCAACAGGUGGCAGCGGUGAAACACGCGUCAAGAUAGGAGACGUCCAGAUCCACAGCGAGAAAAAAGAGGUUGAAGUGGAAACUAGGCGUAGUGGAAGAUCUGAUUAGAGGUGCCGACGGAUGUGUACGGGCUGUAACCUUAAAAACAGCUAAGGGUCACACGAACAGACCUAUCUCCAAGCUAUAUCCCCUUGAGAUUACUACUGAUGUUGGGGAAACUGCAGACGCGCAGACAGGAGGUCAGCUCCAGUCCAACCAACCUAUCAGGAGAAGCAUGCGAAUUACAGCUGCCACAAGGGACCGCAUCGCAGACUGUGCCCGGCAACUACGCGCCCCCCGGAGGAUGUCUGAGCUCAUAUAUAACUGACAUUCAUAGAUUGACAUUAUCGUUAUUAUUGUUAUUGGGUUCCCUGUGGGCAUGAUGUCACGUGAUUGAUGAGCCCACGAGGGAUUUGUUGAGUUCAUAAAAAAACCAUUCAGACAAGCACUCUUUCCGUAGUUAAUCGUAGUUUUAAUCCCCCAACACGCCGAUACAAUAAUUAAUAUAAUACUGUUGUUUAUUCUUGUUGUCUUUAAUAAUUAGGCCAAGUAAAAUAAAACAAAUGUUUCCCGUCCGGAUUUCUAGAAAAAAAAAAAUGAGUUGACAGGUGGCUUAUUAUUUUUUAUGUAUUUUUGUGACGAAAGGCCUUAUGGGGCCUCUCGUCACUAUGCCAUCGGUUUGAGUGAGUGAAAGAAAGAGUUGUAAACAAUAGAAUUUCACUUGAAGCAGGCGUUCCUAGCGGUCAUUCAUCGAACACGUGAUCGUCGUCGUAGAUGUCGCUGGCGAAGAGGGAUCGGAUUGAUUUCGAAUUACGACGUUGUUUUGAAUUAUAGUCCACGAGCAAAAAAUGAUUGGAGUCAAACAUGUGCUUUCUCUUCGCACUUCUCGUUUGAUUUCACGAGCUCUUGUGAAGACAACAACAACUCAACAAAGCUGACGACUCACCAGGUAAGAUAUAUAUUUCUUUGUUGUGUAAAGCAUAAUAAACAAUGUGUUUGCAAUGACUAAAAUAAGUUCUAUUCUUUCAGAUGUUCAACUAGAGGGUUUUGUUCAUAGCCUAAGUCCUGUUAAGCAUGCGAAAAAAAAAACAGAAAACCAUACUUUGACUGUCUUGUCCAAACUGGAGAAGCUGAAAAGGUCCGUGCCGUGUGCUAUGACCCACAGCUAAGAAAAAAUCUCCUUGAACCAUACCAAAA